Messenger RNA from Drosophila melanogaster (fruit fly), 721 nucleotides. RefSeq lists its product as uncharacterized. The transcript is spliced from 2 exons. The coding region runs from base 1 to 546 and encodes 181 amino acids. The record is from RefSeq and is marked reviewed. Lineage: Eukaryota; Metazoa; Arthropoda; Insecta; Diptera; Drosophilidae.
AUGAAAAGGUUAUAUUUCAUAUGUGGACUAUACUUCCUUAUGGAUUUGGCUAAAUGUGAAAAUCGCAGGUUACGGAUUUUCUUUGAUGAGUUUGCGAUCAAGUAUAAGGUGCCAGACAUUUUCGAAAAAAUGGAUUGUAAUUUGUAUCAAGCGAAUAAUCGAAGCUACGUCAACGUCGAGAUGAAACUGAAAAAGGAAGUUUCAGAUUUGAAUGUUCGCGCUAUAAUGGAGUUUUGGAAGCCAAAUGCCCAAAAUAAAAUGAAGUUGUACGACGUUCGAGUGGAUGGAUGUCUUAUACUCCGAACUAUUCACAAAAAUAAACUAUUCUACUUCUAUGUGAAGAGCUUUAAGAAACAUUCCAAUGUUGUUUUGUCGUGUCCCUUUAAAGCGAACUUUACCUACAAAAUGGAUGAUUGGUUUUUGGACGAAGAAGAGCUACCACCUUUUGCUCCUGUUGGCCAAUUCCGCACGGUCACCGAAUAUUUUACCCAACAACGAUUGAUAAUACGUGUUGUAGCACAUGGGGCAGUUUUGCCAAGAUCAUAAGCCUUUUAUUGAAAUGAAACAUUAAAAGACAAACGUUUUUUCAUCACAUAAAGAAAUAAAUAUUUUACUCAACCCACUUGAUACGUAAAAAAUGUUAUUAAAAAACCAUCACUUAUUUAUUAUGUUCAAAGCAUUAUACAAGAAUAUCAAUUAAGAUAGACUUGUUCGGAUGCAC